Poecile atricapillus (Black-capped chickadee) is the source of this 2795-nucleotide messenger RNA. RefSeq names its product folate receptor gamma-like. Gene Ontology annotation, molecular function: signaling receptor activity. The coding region runs from base 1117 to 1830 and encodes 237 amino acids. The record is from RefSeq and is a predicted model, not a curated record. The transcript has 5 exons. Lineage: Eukaryota; Metazoa; Chordata; Aves; Passeriformes; Paridae. Gene Ontology annotation, cellular component: external side of plasma membrane.
GGGCUUUGCACUGAGUCUGCAAGGCCUCAGGGAACUGAGCUGUGCCAGCUUGGCUGGUUGUGAACUCGCCCUGCAGGUUUUACCAGCUUUGGCAGAGAAGGGAGCUUCCCUUCAGACAAUGGCCACGGCUCUCCAUCUCCUUGUCGCACGUGCCUUCGACUGGAUGCAGAGAACAGCAAAAUUCUGUGCUGAGGGAGAGAGAUUCAAGACUUCACCACACUGAGGGAGUGCAGAGAAAUUCUUAGCAGCAUGUCAGGGCCUCCAGGAGAGGGGACCAGGCGUGGUACAGAGGGGCACAAGGCAGUGAGAGGUGGGCACAGGCUGGCACUGGAGACCUCAUGGCUACAAACAACUCUGGAAUGCUCAGUUAAGGAAAUAGAAGCUCAGAGAGGGACAAAAAGGGUUUGGAGGUGACAAAGAGAGCAAAGAAUGAGCGUCUGGUGUGGAAAAACACAGCAUAUUUAGGUAAGGGGGAUGUACAGGGAUACAGGCAGGACAACAGGGAGAGAUUCCCUGUGCUCUGCACCAUCCCACACACGAGUUCCCCCUGCAAGGACAAGGUCAGGACAUUCACAUGGGACAACCUGGAAAGGUUUUUGGAGAGAUGGGGGGAUCUGCACACCCUGAACACUCUGUCUGUGCAGCAAGAGGUCACAGGAAAUGUAAUACAGGGCUGGAGCACAGCAGAUUUUGUCUGGGUAAGCAUCAAGUCAGCCAAGUCUCUGAUGAUGCUGAACCGCUCCAGAACCAGCUGUAAAAAUCUGCAGAGGAGCCUGGUGCAGGAGCCUGGGCAGGAAGGAGGAAAGGCAUGGCUGUGCCUCAGAUUCCUGAUACCCACUGGAGCAAGAAAGUUAAACAAGGAUCAGAGCAGGAUGUGUCUGGGAAGAGGCAGUGCCCUUCUGGGCAGCACCGUUUUGGGGCCAACUUCCCUGUUCUGGUCUGUGGUGACUGAACAACACAGAGGACAGCCCCAGGGCAGGAGUGGGGUCAAGCAGUGGGCAUGAACUGCUGACUGAGGGUACAUCCAGUAGAGAGGGGUCUACCAAAAGACCCCAAAGCCCCUUGAGCCAUUUCCAGAAAGGCCCAGAAGAGCAGAGUGCACGUGCUCAUGUGUACAUGAAGAGCAGGAAACCCGAGGCCAGGUGCUCCCCCUGGAAGGACAACGCCUGCUGCACGGCCAACACCAGCUCAGAGGCCCACAAGGACCAGUCCUACCUCUACAACUUCAACUGGAACCACUGCGGGGUGAUGCCACCCAAAUGCAAGCGCCACUUCAUCCAGGACACGUGCCUGUACGAGUGCUCACCCAACCUGGGGCCCUGGAUUGAGAAGGCUGACAGCAGCUGGCGUCGGGAGAGGAUUCUGCACGUGCCCCUCUGCAGGGAGGACUGCGAGGAGUGGUGGGAGGACUGCAGGGACGCCGUCACCUGCAAAGAGAACUGGCACAAGGGCUGGAACUGGGCAACAGGAACGAACCGCUGCCCCUGGGGCUCCAUGUGCAGACCCUUCAGCGAGGUCUUCCCCCGACCCAAAGACCUGUGCGAGAAGAUCUGGUCCAACUCCUUCAAAUACAGCGGCGAGCGCCGGGGCAGCGGGCGCUGCAUCCAGAUGUGGUUCGACCCCGCCCAGGGGAACCCCAACGUGGCCGUGGCCAAACACUUCGCUUGGAGAAAGAGAUGCUCCCCUGCUCGGGGGGACAGCGUGGCUCCGGAGAGCGACGGCGCCGUGCGUGCCCUGCCGGGGUCUGUGCUGCUCCUGCUGCCCCUGGCCCUGCUGCUGCUCCCCGAGGGGCUGGGGGGCUGUGGGGUGCCCAGAUGGGGGUCCCUGUGACCCCUCUGUGAAGGGACAUGGCCCGGACUGCUCCAGCUGCCCUGCAAGAGGAGCCGGCACAAGUUACUCUGUCUGUGCGUCCCAGCGCUCAGCAUAAAUUGUGUUGCUGGACCUUGGCACCACCUCUGGGCCGCUGAGCAGAGCAGGGAUUUUCUUGCCUCUGAGGGAAGAGCAGAGCAGUCUCUGCUCUGAUGUGGGGGUGCCUGCACAUCUGUGCCCACCCCACGGCCGUGUGCUGGCCUGGCAGAGCUCUGGUGUCUGCUCCUUUGGGCAGCUGUGAGACACGGGCUUUACAGGCUUUAGAAUUUAAUUGAUUAAGGAUAUAGUUAACCUGAAAAUGUUUAUAGCUUUUUAGAAUAUGUUAAGCACAACAGAAAUCACACACUGUCUGUAACCUUUUAUCAUCCCUUGCUGUGGUCACAAGAACAUGCAGGAAUGUAAGCUCCUCGUCCUCUCUGGAUAAGGAGAGGAACCAACAGAAACACACAGGGCUGGGAAAGCAGAAUGCCGAGACAAGGGGAGCCCUCAGACCCCCGAGCUGCACAGAGCUGCUCCUGCACUUUCAGCCGGGACCAGAGUGCGACAACACUGAGGCAGAAAGGUGAAGGGUUCAAUGUGAUGAGGAGUUUCCAGCCCUCAGCUCUGAAAUCCACCCAGUGAGCACCAGAGCGAGCUGUGCGUGCCCAGAGAGGGAGCCGAUGACUUACCCAGAGGGGAUGGGAGGGGACAAGAAAUAAAAAUGCAUGAAACUAAUUGUGCAAUCCUACACAAAUAUAAUAUUCUAAGGAAUAAAUAGGGAAUGUAAACCUGGUGAUUUUCACACAGGUUUUAGGAGAAGCAAUCACCUGUCUGCUGGGACCUGCCAGUAAAGCAUACCUAAAAGCUUUGCACUUGUGGAGUCUUUCCAUGAGUCAGUUGGGACUCCCUGAAGGGUGGCUUGGAUAAUAAACUCUUGCUCUGGAUCA